Dufourea novaeangliae is the source of this 915-nucleotide messenger RNA. Its product is annotated as plasminogen. NCBI's taxonomy places the organism in Eukaryota, Metazoa, Arthropoda, Insecta, Hymenoptera, Halictidae. The transcript has 5 exons. The record is from RefSeq and is a predicted model, not a curated record. Gene Ontology annotation, biological process: proteolysis. Gene Ontology annotation, molecular function: serine-type endopeptidase activity.
AUGAUCUCGCGAUCACCUUCCGCCAUUUUGGUCCUCGUGCUGUUCGCCGCGGCUGCCAACCACGUCUCCUCGGAAUACAUUAAUCUUGCGGAUGUACCAUGCGGGCGAGGAGCAAUUGGCACACGCGCGGCGAGACUCGUCGGAGGACAAAACGCGAUACCGCACGAAUUUCCUUGGAUGGUUAGCAUCAGCAGAAAAGGAGGACACUUCUGCGGCGGUACCAUUCUUAACUCAAAAUUCAUACUGACUGCGGCCCAUUGUUUGUGCACGUAAGUAUACCCCACGCUGGCGACAUCCGUGAUCCCCACUGGUCAACUGAGGGUCAGUCUAGGGGAAUACAAUUUGAGGGGACCGGAAGUCCCUCCGUCAAGGGAAGAGAGAGUGGCGAACGUUAUUCUGCAUCCAGGCCACAAAUGCGGAAAAUUCGUGGACGAUAUUGCCCUUCUGGAACUUGCCCGGCCAAUCCCUUGGUCGGAAAGCGUGAAACCCGCUUGUUUACCUGUGGCCACAGGGAAACCGGGAUACAGUGCCUUCGGCGGGGAACUAGCUAAGGCUGCCGGUUGGGGUUGGCUCGGCGAAGACAGGUCCAAAAACAAACGAGCAGAUGUCCUGCAGAAAGUGGACCUUCGCGUGAUCGAGAAUAGCGUUUGUCGCGAAUGGUACGCCAGCCAGGGCAAGUCGACUCGCGUGGAGCCCAGGCAAAUGUGCGCCGGCCACGAAGAAGGCGGCAGAGACUCUUGCUGGGCGGACAGUGGCGGUCCUUUAAUGAUUGGAGGUCAUUCUGGCGAUAGCAUGAUGGUCGUGGGUGUAGUCUCGUCGGGGAUAGGAUGCGCCCGACCACGACUUCCUGGUGUAUAUACGCGAGUCUCGGAUUAUAUACCCUGGAUCACGCAAUAUGCACUUUCGGUACGAUGA